CUUGGGCCGCUCCCUCGGCAUAUGGAGGUUCCCAGGCUAGGGGUCGAAUCGGAGCUGUAGCCACCGGCCUACACCAGAGCCACAGCAACGCUGGAUCCGAGCCGCGUCUGCAACCUACAGCACAGCUCAUGGCAACGCUGGAUCCUUCAACCCACUGAGCAAGGCCAGGGACCGAACCCUCAACCUCAUGGUUCCUAGUCAGAUUUGUUAACCACUGCGCCACGACGGGAACUCCAGAUUUUUUUUUUUAAAAUGGGAGAAAAAACCAGCAUGUUGGUAUGUUGAAGAAUUGAUUACAUAGACAAGAGAGAAAAAAAGAUUUGGGUAGGGGAAAGAAUUUCUAAAGAAUCUGAUUUCUCAGACACAGCCUGGAUUUGUGUCCCACUUUUAGAAGGUGCUGUACAGUUUUAUCUAUCGUUCUCUUGCUCUUCUUAAACUGCUGGAUCAAACACCAUGUCAACCAAGCACCCAAAGGAUAUCUAUUAUACCUACUGUAACUCCUAUAGAGCAUUUGAUUGGUCUACUUUAUAUAUCACCACAGACAUCAGAUCCAACUUAACUUAUGCCUCAACUCACAAUUAUGUGGGAGUCAAAAUGAACCAAUUAGAGUUACAGGCAAAAACAUGGUAAGUUUACUACAUGUAGCAUGAUAUCCUUUUUAAGAAUGCUUAAUACAAGUAAAAUUAAACAACAUAUUGCUUAGACAUACUAUAUAUGUAAUAACAUAAGUGCAAAAUUACAAAAUUCGGGACAAUGAUUACUUCUGGGAGAGAACAGGAAUACAAGGAGAAAAAGAGCACAUAGAUCUCAAUCACUGGUAAUCUCCUAGUUUAGUGGUGCUCAAACUUCAGAGCCACCUACAAAACUUACUAGAAUCUGACUGCUGGGUACACCCGCAGAGUUUUUGAUUCAGGAGGGGAAGGUGGGGCCUAAGAAUAUACAUUUCUAACAAGGUUCCAGAUGCUGCUAGUGCUGCUCUUUUAAAACCACAUUUAGAGAACCACUUCUAGUUCUUAGGGUAGAUUCUGGGUUCACAGGUUUUCCAUUCCACUUUAUUAAAAGUGGUUAUUUACGUUAUAAAGGGGAAAAAAAAGAUGGCUGUAGACCAAAGAUGAGAGUAUGUCAUGAAGCAAGGAUUAAUAGUAAUCCAAAGUGUCCUCUUCCAAGAGCUAGGGUUCCCCUACUAAAGCAAACUGAAAAAACAUUGCUCUAGAAGAAACUCAAGACCACUUAAGGAAAAUUACUAACAACUAUUUUGAGAAAUAAAUUUGAAAACUGCUUCUUCCUUAGGUGCACAGUGACAACGUAUUGCAUUUCAGCUUUCUGGAUCUCAAUAAUCUUUUGCAAAGACUGGGCACAUCACUUUUACCUCUUGUUGACUCAACAAAAAUUGUGGAGAAAAGAUUUCCCCUUUUCGGUUCUUAUCCUUCCUUCUGGUGCUUUAAGUCAUUAUCUUUCUUCCUUUUGUCCCUCCUCACUUUUGGAUUUACUGUGCCCGACAGGUUCUGAAAUAAAAUUUACAUGGUAUUUCAAAUCCCAACGUUGACCAGGACACAUGUAGAAGGUAUACUCUUGCAAUGUGGCAACCUCUGACUUGUGCUUGAGAAAUGCCUGAACAUAGAAUUCUUGCCUAUAGGACCCUCAACCUGGCGGAAAAAAUCCGACCCAUAAAUAUAAAAUUACAGUCGAAAGCAGGACACGCAGUAUGUUACGGCAAGAUUUUUCUGCUUUCAUAACCUUUCUUACACCCAGCUCCUCCAAGCUAUCUUUCUUGCGCGCUUCCACAAUUCACAACCGCGAUAUCAGAGGCCAGCAGAGGCAGGAGCGCGGGCGUGGCGGUGGAGGGCGGGCGCUCGGGCCGGAGUUCAUUGGCUUUUCGGCCGGAAGCGGCGGUGCAGCCUGGCUGCGCAUGCGCCUCUCACACGUGCUUCUAGAACGCCCCCCUCUGCCGCUUCACCCCCGCCAGCAUCAUGCUGCGAAUUUCUGCUUUUCAGCUGCUGGGACGCAGGGGGGCGAGUAGGGUCUGGAGCUUGGAGGACUUUAGCCUACGCCACUACAGCUCGGGCGCUCCGAGUGUCCGCGAGGAUACUCGCGACGCGCGCGCCUACUUCACGACACCCAUUUUCUACGUGAACGCGGCGCCGCACAUCGGGCACCUGUACUCCGCGCUUCUGGCAGACGCCUUGUGCCGCCACCAUCGCCUCCGAGUUUCCAGCGCCGCCGCCACGCGAUUCUCCACUGGUACCGACGAGCACGGCCUGAAGAUUCAGCAGGCAGCAGCCACUGCGGGCCUGGCCCCGUCCGAGCUGUGCGACAGAGUCUCUGCCCAGUUCCAGCAGCUUUUCCGGGAGGCUGACAUCUCCUCCACCGACUUCAUCCGCACCACGGAGGCUCGGCACCAGUUGGCUGUGCAACAUUUCUGGGGGGUGCUGAAGACUCGGGGUCUUCUCUACAAGGGACUCUAUGAAGGUUGGUAUUGCGCCUCUGACGAGUGCUUCUUGCCUGAAGCCAAGGUCACCAGGCAGCCGGGCCCGUCGGGGGAUUUGUGUCCUGUGUCUCUGGAGAGUGGGCAUCCGGUCUCCUGGACUAAGGAAGAAAACUACAUUUUCAGGCUUUCCCAGUUCCGGGAGCCUCUCCAGCGGUGGCUGAGGGGCGACCCGCAGGCCAUCACCCCGGAGCCAUUCCAUCGCGCAGUCCUCCAGUGGCUGGACGAGGAGCUGCCGGACCUAUCCGUCUCUCGAAGGAGGAGCCACUUGCACUGGGGCAUUCCGGUGCCCGGGGACGAUUCGCAGACCAUCUACGUCUGGCUGGAUGCCUUGGUCAACUACCUUACUGUAAUUGGCUACCCGAACGCUGAGUUCCAAUCCUGGUGGCCGACCACCUCUCAUAUCAUAGGCAAGGACAUUCUCAAAUUCCAUGCUAUUUAUUGGCCUGCCCUCCUCUUAGGGGCCGGCAUGAGCCCACCACACCGCAUCUACGUCCACUCCCAUUGGACUGUCUGUGGCCAAAAGAUGUCUAAGAGCUUGGGCAACGUGGUGGAUCCCAGGACUUGCCUUGACCGCUAUACCGUGGAUGGCUUCCGCUACUUUCUUCUUCGGCAGGGCAUCCCCAGCUGGGACUGUGAUUACUAUGAUGAAAAGGUGGUUAAGUUGUUGGAUUCCGAGCUGGCAGACGCUUUGGGAGGUCUUUUGAACCGGUGCACUGCCAAAAGAAUAAAUCCUUCUGGGACCUAUCCGGCUUUCUGCACUACGUGCUUUCCCAGUGAGCCAGGGUUGGUGGGGCCAUCCGUUCGAGCUCAGGCAGAGGACUAUGCUCUGGUGAGCGCAGUGGCAACUCUACCCAAGCAGGUAGCAGACCACUAUGAUAAUUUUCAGAUCUAUAAAGCUUUGGAGGCCGUAUCCAGCUGUGUCCGGCAAACAAAUGGCUUUGUACAAAGGCAUGCACCGUGGAAGUUGAACUGGGAAAGCCCAAUAGAUGCUCCCUGGCUGGGUACUGUGCUUCAUGUAGCCUUGGAAUGUUUGCGAGUGUUUGGAACUUUGCUCCAGCCUGUCACCCCAAGACUGGCUGACAAGCUGCUGUCUAGGUUGGGGGUCUCUGCCACAGAGAGGGGCCUUAGAGAGCUCUAUUUCUUGCCUCGAUUUUAUGGACAUCCAUGCCCUUUUGAAGGGAGGAGGCUGGGACCUGAAACUGGUGUGUUGUUUUCAAGACUGGACCAGUCAAGGGCCAGGCUGGGAAAUUACACUAAUGCUUUCUAAAGUGGUGCAUCAAAUGAGCACAUAAGCAGUGUCCCUGUGAAAAGAGGCUUGUAGCCUUUCAGGAGCCAGCUCCCUACUCCUCAGUUCUCUGUGUCCAUUAACCACUGUCCUUUGCAUCCCAGUGUCCUUAAGAUGUCUCAAGGGGAAAUAUGGGUAAGAGACAACUUUGUUGAUACUGUUCCUUCUCAUUGUGCCUCCUUCCAAACACAGUUAUGUUAUUUGCCCAGACUACCUCUUAUGGCUUGUUUUUCAUUGGCCUGGCCUCUGCUGGGCAAAUUAAUGAGUGGGGGUUGGAGGCCCCUACCUCAGCUUUUAAUUUGUUAUAUAUGUUGGGUCACCUGUUAAAAAGAGAUUGUUUCAUUAAACCUUUAAAAACCAGUGUUCUAGACUAGAUGAUUUUUGCCCAUGUUUAUAUUUUCAGUUCUUAACAACCUAGACUCCCUGCUUUGUAGCAUUACACUUCAACCAGUAGAUGGCUCUAGUCUCACAGAUUUAAUUAUUUAACAUUGAGGUUUCAGAAUUAUUUUUUGUCUUUUGUCUUUUUAGGGCCACACCUGCGGCAUAUGGAAGUUCCCAGGCUAGGGGUCGAAUUGGAGCUACAGCUGCUGGCCUACACCUGAGCUACAGCAACGCCAGAUCCGGGCCUCAUCUGCGACCUACACCACAGCUCACAGCAACGCUGGAUCCUUAACCCACUGAGCAAGGCCAGGGAUCAAACCCGAAACCUCAUGGUUGCUAGUCAGAUUCGUUUCCACUACACUACGACAGAAACUCCAAGGUUUCAGAAUAUUAAGAGUAAGUUUGCUGCUUGCUAAUGCAUAAUUUAAAGAAAUAUUUUAUUUCUUUUCUUACAAUAAGGAUAACUGCAACCACUGUUGUUUUACAGAAAGCAAUAAAAGAAGAUCGGAAUCCUGUUUUUUUCAGACUACUGAAAAAAGGACAUUUACUCUAUUAAAUGUUUAGUAAGCUAAUAAGUAAAUAUAUCAAGUUUGUUUGGACUAUCAUAAAUUCUAAAACUCUCUUGAAGAACUUAGUAUGUUAAAAAUUUUUAAAACUUUGAUAAUAUUAGGUUUACUGGUAUGAUUUAAAAGUUCCUAAGUACCUUAUUCAGAUCUGUUCUGUUGCAUUUGUUGAAGGUGAUGGUGAAGGGAGGAAAUGAUCAAUGCUCCAGGAAUCUCAAACGGAUUUAGGGAUCACUCCAAGGCUCCAUAAGAGAACAUCACAGAGAAGAUGUUAAGGUAUCAAUUUAUGCAAUGACUGCAACACAGUAAAGCCAACAUUAUAUCCCAUAGGUGAUUGGAUAGCUAGGGCAAAGUUUAAAAUGAGAACUUGCCUUGAGAUAUCCAUUCUAAGCAUGGUAGCAAGCAGAGAGGGCUCACUAUGAAGUAAACUAUUGUGCUGGUAGUUCCCCCAGAUUUAUUCUGGAUGGUACUGUUCAGCUCCAGUUUCUGUUUAUUAAUUGGUGUGGUGAGAGAUUUCUGGUUGCUUGGAAACAUAGCUUAGAAAAGAAUGCUUGAAGGCAUUCUAAAUGUGUAAGGGCCAUUUAUACCAAUGUUCCUUCAGAUCCUCCUUAUUCUUCAUGAUGGAAUCCUGGGCUUUCCAUAUGACAUAUUCCAGUUACUUGCUGGGAUUACUAGGGUAGAUUACUGGGAUCUAGGAUGGAGUGUAAUUAUCUCCUAGGGCUUGAUAGCAGAGUAAUGAAAGAGAUGGGAUAUGUUUACAUGAAUGAAGGAAAACAGACUUGGAAAACCAGUGUUGAUAGCCUGUGCCUUCUAAGCACCAUUAUAAGUCUUAUAGUUCCUAUCAUGAACUGAGGGACAGUGUCUUCCACUUGAGUGAUCUUCCCUAUGGACUAAUGCUGGUCAGUACACUGGACCUUGGCUUGCUGGGUGUUAAUGGAAUUCCUUUUGUGCCGUCUGUCAUUUGUGUAGGCACUUAACUGCUACCAGGAUAUUUGUGGUAUUGGAGGACACAGGAAAACAGAGGAAUCAAAGAGAAGAGGGCAUAAUUAUUAGAGAAGACAGGAUAUUUGAGUGUGAAAUAUGCUAAGUUGGAUAUAACUUAUUCUGUGGUGAUAUGGAAGAUGAACCAGUUGGAUUCUCUGUAUUAGGCAAAAUAGGUAAAGCAGAUAUCCUUUGGGUACUAAGUUGAUGUGUUCAGUUUGAUCCAGCAGUUUAAGAAUCGCAAGUGGAGGAUAGGUGAAACUUAAAACUAGAGGGCAUGCACUUCCAAGAGAGGACAUGCUAACUACUUGUGGGAGAUGAUGAUAACACUUGUAGACAUCUAAAAAUUCCCCUAUUCCAGAACUGCUAACACCUUAUCUGGCAUCUUGUGGAUUCCUUGACCAUAAAGGAAGUUUCUUCCAAAUACUACUGUUAGGCCCUCAAAUAUUCAUUUUUGAGUAUUCUUGCAGGCAGUGUUGCAGAGGUGAGAGAGCACUAAUCAGGUGUUCACAGGAUGUCACGUUAAAGUAAUGAUAAGCUGUCAACCCACUAGACCAUAGUCCUAUCUAUGAAGUCAUGCAAGAAGUUGUGGGCAAUGUAUAUGGGACCAUUGUAUAUUAUAUUGUAUAUUGUAUGACUUACAAGCAAAAUCAUCAAAUAGACACCUUAGACUAAGUCAGAAGAUCUGUGGUUAUAUGCGGAUCAAUAUUAGGCGGGAACAGUCACAGUUACAGUCUCAUUUCAUUGAAACUCACACUUACUCUGGAAGUAGGCCUCAUUAUUUUUCUUACCUACCUGUGUGGCUCUGUAUGGGCUGAGAAGAGUCAGGUAAAUUGAAUAUUGAGUUGAUGCACUCAAGAAGGCUUAGGCUGGGACAUGGGCUCUGAGGCACAGGCCUUUUAUUCCCCCCAUAGUUGCACCUGUGAUUGGCACAUAACUCUUUAGAUCUAGGGAGUUCCGAAACUGAAGUAAAGACAGUAGUUGGUUAGGUUGUGGGCCUCCAACUAGGAUGACUUAAAAUCAUGAAGUAGCUUGGGUAGAAGGUGACAGUACUAACCAUUUAUCAGACUAUUUCCUGGGCAUUGUGGUAGGAAUGGUCUUCUGGCUCUCUGACUGCUCCACAUCUGAGUGAGUGUGUAGUUGUAGUGUCAGACUACAUUAGUGUAACCUUGAGUUAUGGUGGGGAGGCCAUAACUUGGUCCAUAAAGCUGCUGUAUGAUAAUCUAUAACUGCCUCCUAAAGGCAGUUCCCUCCUAUCCAUAGUUCUACCAGAUGUAGAACAACUGUUCUUGCUGGUGAGGUAUGGGAGUCUGUAAACCUUGAUGGGUCCUUGCCCUCAUCUUUGACCAGAAUGAGUAGUAUCAGUGGACGUAAAAGGGUGUGGACCUAUUGGCAGUCAUGUGUCUGCAAAAGUCAACUAGUUCAGGGAGCUUAGGGUUGGGGGAAUCUAGGACACAAGUUGGGGUAAACAAGAGUACAGGUUAGGGGGAUUAAUUCUGGAAGAAUACCAUAGAGUCCCUUAUAGAACUAAGAGUAUGAAAUAUAUCAUUUCAGCACAACACAGCUGGCUCUGCCUCUUCCUUUUUUUUUUUUUUUUUAAUCUUUUUGGUCUUUUUGUCCUUUUAGGGCCACACCCACGGCACAUGGAGGUUCCCUGGCUAGAGGUCUAAUUGGAGCUGUUGCUACCAGCCUACGCCAGAGCCACAGCAACACCAGAUCCAAGCCUGAGUCUGUAACCUACACCACAGCUCAUGGCAACGCCAGAUCCUUAACCCACUGAGUGACGCCAGGGGUCGAACUCACAACCUUAUGGUUCCUAGUUGGAUUUAUUUCCACUGCGCUACAACGGGAACUCCAGCCCCUUCCUUUUGAAGGAGCUUUGGAUAGGACUGGUUAACUUCUAUCAGUAAUAACAUGCUAAAUUUGGAGGUUAGUAUUGCUGGGAGGGCCAGAACAGUAACAACCAAGUUAAUUAAGGUUAAUUAGUGGGCAGACACAACCUAGAAUAGAUUUACAAGGAGAUCCCGCUGAAUAGCAUUGAGAACUAUGUCUAGAUACUCAUGUCGCAACAGAAGAAAGGGUGGGGGAAAAAACUGUAACUGCAAUGUAUACAUCUAAGGAUGACCUGACCCCCUUGCUGUACAGUGGGAAAAUAAAAAAAAAAAAAAAAAAAAAGGUUAAUUAGUGGGGAUUUUAACCUUUCAAGAAGAGUGUCUUAUUCUUUUUUGAGGCAGAUGAUAGAAGCCCAGCCUAAGCUGCUUUUUUCUAUUAUCAAGAACUACUUUGAGUUGAGGGGAAGGGACUAACCAGUUUAGAAAUGAGAUGGACUCCUCCUUAGUUUUUAGACAGCCCUGUAGUUUUUAAGUAAUCCUUAGCUACCUCUAAAUCCACAGAAUUAAAUGGAGCCAUCUAAUGGAAUAGGUGAUCAUUUUGAAAAUACUCUACUUAAGCUUUUAUAACAUUGAUCAGUUUGUACUUUUAUUUCCAUGAUGAAGAAAGGGUAUCUUCUUAUGGCCUUAACAACUAGAAAUAAUACACUCUCUACUGUGCCUCUUCUCUUGAAUAGCUAUUGAGAGUGUCAUCCUUACUUGGAUCUUUGCUAAAGUAAGGCGAGGCUAUGGAAUAGAAAUUCACCCUUGGCUGCAAACUGAAUUUUACUGCCAUUUGGUCUGUGAUAGUUUAGUCACUAUGGAUUUUAAAGUCCACAGCUCCUCACUUAAGAACAAAAUGGUAUGAAAUGUCAGGUUGUUUCAAGAAACCAAAUGUAUGAUCUGCAAGAAGAAAAUUCUAGCUCCAAGAGAGAUGAGCCCUGCUUUGAAGUCAUUAAGGAAUUUUGGAUGAAACAUCUAUGGAGGGCUCAAUGUGUAAGCUGGAGGGUCAGCUCUAGGAAUAACUGUGGAAAUGGGUGAUGCCAAUUUUCUUAGUGUAUGGCAUGAGUAAAUAUGGUACUAACCUCCCUACGCUAAAGCCAUGCUUUGUACAUACAGCCCCUCAUUAGUUGACAGUCACUGGUCUGUGGGACUAAACAUGAAGAUGAACCUUUAGGAACUAGUUUAUGAUUGACUGUUAACAGAUUGGAAUUGUUUUAUUCUCUUAAUUCAGUACAUUCAAUAACAAUGUGACUAAUUACACAUUUUUUUCCUGAUUAAAAUAUUUUAAAAAGGGUAAUAACAUUUAGUUUGGAACACAUUAAAUAUGAAAGCAUCAGUAACUUGGCUUCCUUUGAACCGAUUUAGAAAUGUCUAUUGGUUAAAAGGCUUUAGUAAAUAUUAAAAAUAUGAAAUUAAAAAGCAUGUUACAUAAUUUCAUUAACCACUAAAAUAAUACAAACAAUAUAUUUCUUCCUAAGCAGAUGAAAUGUUAAAGAAGACUCAAUCCAAUAGAAGACAGGGAGGAAAAAGGAAGGUCAAUGAAAAAUAUGGUAAAAGAAAACUCAUAAUAAGAUGGUAGAAAAAAAUACAAAUAUAUCAGUAAUCAUAAUAAAACCAAAUAUUAUAGGAUGAACUUUUGUCAAAAGAAAGCAAUAUUCAAGCUUAAAUUUUGAAAGUUAGCUAUGUAUAGUUAAAAGGUAUAUACUAAAAUAUAAUAGAAAAUAACACAUGAAGGAGCACCAGGCAUAUAUUAACCAAAAGAAAGCUGGUAUCAUAAUGUUAGUAGAUAACCUAUUUUGAGGGGAAAACCAUUACCAAAGGUAAAGUGAGACUUAAGGAAUAAUGUACUAAGUUGUAACAAUUAUGACCUUGUAUGAUCUAACAACAGCCUCAAAAUGUAAAAAUUUAAAAUUGAAAAUGACAAGAAACGUUCAAGUUUGGUAAGAAAUGAAACUGCCAUUUGUGGGUUCAGAGAAACCAGGCAAUGGGAAAGAUAUAAUAACUCAUACUAGACAUUAGCUUUUCUGUCUUUAAUGCUCAUUACCAAGUGUAUCAUCACUGCUAAGUGUAGAAAAAAAAAAUGAAAAACUUAACAGGUAAGAUUUUGUGACUCUAAAACUUUUGUCUUUUUCCAUGCCUGCCUCUGUGAAAAUAACAACAUGCUUUUUGAAUAGAAAUGUCAGCAGUUAUACCUGUUCAGUAAGUCUUCUCUGGAUUAUCAAAAGAGGAGGAUCCCAUCGCCAUAAUUUGCCAAAUUUUCUAGUUGUUGGUUCAGUAAUAAGUGAAGGUGAAGGGAGAGAACCACUAGUUCAGUGUUCCUUAUUUGUGUCCUCUCAUUUACUUUUUUUUUUUGUCUUUUUGCCAUUUCUUGGGCCGCUCCUGCGGCAUAUGGAGGUUCCCAGGCUAGGGGUCUAAUCAGAGCUGUAGCCGCUGGCCUACAGCAGAAACACAGCAACACGGGAUGCAAGCCAUGUCUGCAACCUACACCACAGCUCACGGCAACGCCCGGAUCGUUCACCCACUGAGCAAGGUCAGGGAUUGAACCUCAACCUCAUGGUUCCUAGUCAGAUUUGUUAACCACUGCGCCAUGACAGGAACUCCCUCUCAUUUACUUUUCCAUCAACUUUAUGAAGUAUUAUUCUAACUCUGUUUAACUGAUAAGAAAUUGAGACACAGCGUGAUUAAGUAACUUGGCUAUUACAGCUUGUAAAAUGAGAGCCCCAGACUCAAACUUGUUUUAGUGGCAGAGCCUCACAUUAUCCUCAGCACCAACACCAUGACAGUCCCUGAGUGCAUACUGGGCAUUAUAUUGUGGGGAAGAGGAGGUAGUAAAGUCAGGUCCAGAGAUCUGAAGAGGGUAAGUCUAAAUAAGAAUCCUUGGUUGAAACAUAGCAAUGAGUGUUUCAAGACAAGAAAUGAGUUCUUGAUAGCUAGCUUAUGAAACAGAUGAUUGACAAAAAAUACUUACCUUAUCAUGAAAUGUAUUUCUCUUUUGCUUUCAAUGGGUUUCCUUUAUAUCUGAAGCCUGCUAUGUGUGCUGGUGUAAAUUGUUAAAGAUUUUAAUAACUCUAUAGGCUCUUUCUUUUUCCUUAAGAUUAUUUUGUUAUUUUUAGAACAGUGUUCCAAAUUUUUUUUUUUUUUGUCUUUUUGCCUUUUCUUGAGCCUCUCCCGCAGCAUAUGGAGGUUCCCAGGCUAGGGGUCCAAUAGGAGCUGUAGCCACCGGCCUACGCCACAGCAACAUGGGAUCCGAGCCGCGUCUGCGACCUAUACCACAGCUCACGGCAACGCUGGAUCCUUUAACCCACUGAGCAAGGGCAGAGAUCGAACCUGCAGCCUCAUGGUUCCUAAUCAGAUUCGUUAACCACUGUGCCACGACGGGAACUCCCAGUGUUCCAAAUUUUUGAAUCCAGCAGUUCUCUAAGUAAAACUAUGAAUCUGAGUAUUUAAAAGCAACAUUUUACUAAUUAAUUCCUUAAAUACAUAUUUGUCACUGAACAUAAAAACAUUAAUAUUCAAGUUUAUUUGAAUUAGCUAUUGUAGUAACAAAGCCAGAGAAUUUUAUUAGAGGUCACAAAUACUGAAACUUUUAAUACAUACAGUUUUAAUACAAAUGAACUUAUUAAAAGAGCCAUCUAUUUACUACAAUUUAAGUUCUGUGAAUUUACUGAACAUUUAUUACUAUAUUCUUACGACAUCUUUCCUAACAAGCCUGCAGGAGCCAGAUUAAAUGCCCUUGACUCCAGUUUUUACCAAAGCAAAUACCCUGUUAGCUAAAAUGCCAUAUAUUGGAUAAUUCCUGGUAAAUUAUAUCUAUGUUAUAUAUGACAUUUAAGUCACAUUUUAACUUCAACAAAUUAGAGUUUUUAUUAUGAAUUGCAUAAAGGACACUAUGUCAUAUUUUACUUUAAAAAUGAAAUGUAGCUAAAGUUGGACAUGGGCUACACUUUGAAGAAGUUCAGGAUGAAACCUAUGUAUAUAUAGAUGUUUUGGCUCUCAUCUAAACUGUAUUUUUAAAAUGCAUCAAAAGGUAUGAAAGUCCUUGCUAAUUUGGAAGCCAAGAACAUCGACAUCUUUAUUUUACAUUUUAAAUAAUUUCUUUAGAAUUCUGUUUAAAUUCAAGUUAUGUAGUCCCAUAGUUAGCAAGACAUGAUGGAUACUUUUCCAGUAUUUUUUGCAUGGUAGAUUUUUGACUUGCUGAUGGAAUUAGACUGAUGUAUUAUAAAAAAUAUCCUAUAUAGCAUUUUUAAGAUUACUUUUAGAAAUCACUUAGUAAGGAAUUUAUAAGGCUUUCAUAAAGCAAAGAGUCUGCAAUCUUGGUAAACUGAAAUUAUUAUAUUAAUGCUUUACAUUUAACUUUUUAUAAAAAUUAUUUUAUGUAAACUCCUUCCAUUUUUAAAAAGUAAAACUUUUUAGCCCUGAGUUUGGUUUCAUUUUACAACUCAUUACAGGAAUGUAAUUAAAUAAAUUAAGCCACAAUGUGUAAGAAGCCUGUUUUGGUAUUAUAGAAGAAAAUCAUUAAGUACUAAAAUAAAAUGAAUUAUUGAAAAUGUGUAUAGUUAAUAGCAUGAAAGGUGAUGGCUGGGUUUUCACACCAUUUUAAGAUCUGGAAGAAGUAUUUUUUGUUGAACGUAAAGGAAAUAUUUUUACCAUUCAUUAUAUUAUCUGAUCUAGUUAAAAAAAAAACUAUUAGUUAAUAAUCCUCAAAGUUUUUUCUUACUAAAAUAUUGUCCAUAUAAAAAUCAGCUUCUACAACGUAGAAGCUUCAUAACAGAUUUUAAAUAAAACAUUUUUGGUUGUAUCUGAUGUCAUAAACUGAGUUUUCUAGCCUAAGGAGAAUAUAUAGCACUUCUUCCUUUUUUCAUAAUCCAUGGAGACCAUCUAAAAGUGGAGCUGUCAAAAACCGGGGCACAAAAACCAAUAUAAAUGGGUUACUGUGUGUAGUAGCUAAGUGUAAAAAUUAGGAAAUCAACCUGAUCUCAGAUAGAAAAACAAAGGAAAAAUAGUGAAAAUAUAUUGCUUAACAUCUAGUGUAUUGUGAAAGGGGACUAGCCAAGUUCAACCAAGUUAUUAAAACUCAUCAUUUGUAAGUUUGUAGAGGUAGAUGUUUUAAAUAUUCAAUAUGUGAAGGUAAGUAAGUCUGAGCUUGAGUUUUAGACAGGUCAUUUUAUAAAGCUAGACAUAUAGCUAGCACACAGGCUUAAAAAUGUAUUUGGUAAGCUGAGUUUUCAUUUUUCCUUUGGCGUAGACAUUAGGAUAUGAAAUGUGUUAUUUUAUUGAAAGCUAUUCUCACAAACAGCUGGAUAUAGCCUGAAUAAAAUAAUCCUAAGGUUGACUUUACUAGUUGGUAUUUGGGUAUGUAUAGGAGAGGAAAAAUUUACAUCUAUUAGUACCUGUUUAAAAAUAGUUUGCAUAAUAGGUCAGAUACUAAUAAAGAUUUAGAAAGUUUCCUUUAGCAACAGCUAAAGAUAUGUAAGUGGAUAUUGUAUACGUUUCUUUGCUUUGGUGCCACAUUAGACAUGUUAAAAACAAAGAUCCUAAAUAUGAUUAGCAAGAAACACAUUGAAAGUAUUAAAAAUCAUCUUACAAAUUGUUAGUAUAUACUUUACAAUUAUUGUCCUUUAGAUGUUUUCUCCAAAAUACCAAAGGGGGAAAAAAGAUAUGCUUUUUUUAGGUAAUAUUUUUUAUAUUAUUUGAAUUUUUUUUUUGUAUGCCUUUAUGUACUAUCUUUGGUUGUUUUAGAACUAUAUGAGGCUAAGCAUGAGGGGUUAGACUCCAUAUCAUAUUAUAUCAUGACUUCUAAUAAAAAGGACCUUGAUAAUUAAAAGCUAAAACAUUGAAAUCUUUUAUAGUUAUUAAAGCUGUUUUUGCUAUCAUGGAAUAUAUCACAAUUUAAGCAGAGCAGGUUUUUUUGGUACUAAUGAACUCAUACCACCGCCGUUUUUUCUUUAUUUUAUCUGGAGAGAAAAUGUAAGUAAUAUAUAUCUUUAAAGAACUGAAUGAAUGCACUGUGGAAGUACAUCAGUACGUUUUGGUAAAGGGCACAAUUGCCUACAAUAUAUUAGCUAAGAAAAACACUAAUGUAAAUCUUUUUUGAAGCAAAAUGCAAUUAUUCUUAGACUUUCGAAAUUUAUAAAAUUUUAGAACAAAAAUGCCUUGGUAUAUACUGAAUAAACCUGGAUUAUAAAUAUGCGAUUAAAAUGUAUACUGAAAACAUCAGACAAGUGGAGUAUUAAAUUGUUUCAUGAUCUUUUUGACUAGGGCUCUAAUUAUAGAACACUGGACUGUAACAUACAGCAUGCUACUUUGAAAAUAAAUGUAGCAAAAUAAAAUAUUCUCAAUGGAUGGACUGGCUUUUGGAUGUGCCAGAAUAUUCUUUAUAUUAUUUAUUCUAUAAACAUGCUAUUACAUUUUAUUCCUCAACCUAAAUAUUUCAGCCCAGAAACAUUUUGGUGAUAUACUCCAAAAAUAUAUACAUCAAUGGAUAGUUCAUUAUUCUUUAUGAGACAGGAUUAAAAAAAUUGACUCAUUAUAACUUGGUUAUCUUCUAAUAAAGUUUUAAUAUAACAUUUUUAUUCUUUCCUAACAGAAAUGCAAACCAACUUUAGUUCUUGGAGUGGACAUGAAAUUAAAAUUGUGAAAAAAAAAAAGAUUCUACAAUACUAAUUGUGCAAAUUUAAAUAAUGUUAGAAUAAAUUUCCAUGAAGUCAACUUAUUGCAUAUUUAUAUAAAAUGUUUGUUCCUUUAUUAUUAGCCCAAUCUUCUAUAAAAGGAAUAUAAUGUUUUGGCAGAAGAAAGUUGGAAUAUAUUUUAAAUAGGCAGCAUUUAAAGAAAAGUUGGCAUGACCAUUCUUUAAAAAGUUCUACUUAGUGUGGUGUUUUUUAAUGAUAAACUUUUCCAGUUCUCUAAGAGCAAUCAAGCUUUGUAUUUAAAAGGUGGAAUGUAAUGUUUUGGUUAAGUUUUGUUUAGUUAAAGUUAAUGUUUUGAAAGUCUAGAAACCUCACAAACUAAGACCUGAAUGAAAGAUAAAAAGGAAUAUUGACAGUGUUAAAGGGAAAAAUAUGUAUUGAACUAGACAUGAUAUAUGCACCGAAUACUUGUACUUGGCUAAGAUGCUCUAAGAACCCUUAUACUUCUUGUAUGAAUAACAAAAGCGGGUCAGAAGUAGAUAUGGAGAUAUUUGUCAGUAUAUUUAACAAUAGUGUCAACUUUGGCUUUAGUAAUUGGUAUAAAUAAAUGGUCAUAACAUGACAGAUUUCCAGAUAUUAUAUAUACAAAUUGUUUUUAUAUGUAUUAAUAUCUGGCAAAAUUUCUAAUGUAAACCUAAAAUCUGAAAUGUUUUAUCAAAAACAUUUGGUAAAAUAUACACAAACCUAAAUACAGUGAAAACAAAAUAAUGUGGAAGCUAGAAUCUUUUACAUACUUUAUCUCCUUAACAAGACAGUGUUUUUUGAAUUUAUGUAAUUACAACAAAUGGCCUGUUGCUCUGUAUAUUCUGUAUAUGCCAUGCUAUGUCUAACAAAUAUAAAGCAUCUGGGAAAAGAACUGUAAAGUCCAAACACUAAAUAUGAUUUUAAGUGGUUGUACAUGACAUUAUCAUGUUGAUAAGAUAAAUGAUGACCAAAUUUUUCAAACUUUGUCAAGAUGCCUGUUUUAUAGAUAUAAUCUUUGUUAUAUUUGUUACAGAUUAUAAGUCUGUGCUACUAAAGUGUGUGUGAAUUAAUAAAGGAAACCAUGAUUUUAUCUG
Sus scrofa (pig) is the source of this 15313-nucleotide messenger RNA. RefSeq names its product methionyl-tRNA synthetase 2, mitochondrial (gene MARS2). Lineage: Eukaryota; Metazoa; Chordata; Mammalia; Artiodactyla; Suidae. The record is from RefSeq and is a predicted model, not a curated record. Gene Ontology annotation, biological process: methionyl-tRNA aminoacylation. Gene Ontology annotation, molecular function: methionine-tRNA ligase activity; ATP binding.